Molecule: messenger RNA, 794 nt
Organism: Plutella xylostella (diamondback moth)
Lineage: Eukaryota; Metazoa; Arthropoda; Insecta; Lepidoptera; Plutellidae
Molecular function (GO): odorant binding
Source: RefSeq, a predicted model, not a curated record
GAGAAAUAAAAAUCUCUAUACAAUAAUAACUAUUGUGAAAUCUUUUCGUUUUGAUAUGAAAUAAAAUGAGUGUUAUGAGUUAAAUUGAAUGAAUGAAAACUUGGAUUACUUAUAAAACGUAUUGCAUACUACUUCAUUACCAUCAAUCAUUUGCCGGCUCUUAUACAAUACGGUGGUAGGAGAAAUUAUUAAAUUCAAAAUGAAGUGUGUAAUAGUUAUAACUAUUGUUUCUUUUGUUGCUUAUGUUCAGUGUUUGAAUUUAGAACAACGGGAUUUGUUAUUGAAACGGAAGGAGUUUUGCAUGGAGAUCACUAAAGUGGACCCAAGUCUAGUGAGGAAACUGUCGCGAACCAACUUCAGGGAUAAAGAUUCCCCAUUGGGCAGAUUUGUUCACUGCUUGCUGGUGCAAUCAGAUUUGAUGUCAAACGAGGGUAUUUUGAAAUUCGAUGUGUUCCUAAAUAAGAUCCCUGGCGAAGGUAAGGGACUCGAUAUAAGGAUCUGAUGGAGAGGCUCAUGAUGACUUGUAUGAACAGAGGUACCUUCCACCGCCUGGAGGAUAGGGCUGUUCUGUUGUACAAAUGUUUCAAGGCUAUCUACCCUGAUAAGGUCCAUACAUUGUUUUUGUAAAAGUAACUAAUUAUUAAAAAAAUCAAGAUCAACCACGCAAUAAAAAAUAUACAGAGGAAUUAAGAAACUUCUUGUUUUGAAUUUGGAUACACUUAGUUUGUGUGGAUUGUGUGUCCGACAAAGCUUUAUAACAAAACAAGCGCCAACUUAAAAAAAUCCUUUGUAAU